AUGUUAGGGGGAAUAUGGAUACUAUGGGAUGAAGACAACAUCAAAAUUCAUGCCAUAGAAAUGCAGAAACAGUACAUACAUUGUGAAGUGGAGGGAGUUGGAGCUAGAAAGUGGAUGUUUACAGCAAUCUAUGCAAGCCCCAGGGAAAGAGAAAGAAAGGACCUCUGGGAGAAUUUGAAAGAGAUAGCAAAAAGAAUUACAAGACCCUGGAUGUUGGCGGGAGAUUACAAUGAUAUAAGAGACAGUGAUGAACAAACAGGGGGAGGACAGGAGAACUAUGCCAAGUGGAGAAGAUUCAGUGAAAACAUAGAAGAAUGUCUCCUACUAGAAGUCAGCACAGAGGGGCCUAAGUACACUUGGAAAGGCCCUGUCAUUGGACAUGCAAGGAGACUAUAUAAGAAACUAGACAGAGUACUAUGCCAUGCGGAUUGGAGAAACAUCUUUUGUGAAGCACAAGUACAAAUUGGGCCUAGACUCCAGUCGAAUCAUCAUCCUUUGGUGAUACACAUCACACACCCAACAAUGCAGCAGAAAUGUCAGGCCCUUUCGCUUUGA
Neltuma alba is the source of this 555-nucleotide messenger RNA. RefSeq lists its product as uncharacterized. The coding region runs from base 1 to 555 and encodes 184 amino acids. The record is from RefSeq and is a predicted model, not a curated record. The transcript has a single exon. Gene Ontology annotation, molecular function: catalytic activity. NCBI's taxonomy places the organism in Eukaryota, Viridiplantae, Streptophyta, Magnoliopsida, Fabales, Fabaceae.